Messenger RNA from Candoia aspera, 1681 nucleotides. RefSeq names its product regulator of G protein signaling 11 (gene RGS11). The record is from RefSeq and is a predicted model, not a curated record. Gene Ontology annotation, cellular component: neuron projection; cytoplasm; plasma membrane. Lineage: Eukaryota; Metazoa; Chordata; Lepidosauria; Squamata; Candoiidae. Gene Ontology annotation, biological process: intracellular signal transduction; G protein-coupled receptor signaling pathway; positive regulation of GTPase activity. The transcript is spliced from 17 exons. Gene Ontology annotation, molecular function: GTPase activator activity. The coding region runs from base 65 to 1606 and encodes 513 amino acids.
CGAGACUAUUGGGCCGAGAAUCGCUGCAGAGCGCGCGCGUUUGUUUGCCGAACUGGCGCUCUGCAUGUGCGCAGAGGCGCUCGACACUUGUAGGCGUGCCCAGCCGGCAGGCAGGUGGCAGUACAGAGCCUCGCUGCGGCGCCGAGAUGCCCCGCCGCCUCCAGAAGAGCUGGACGGUCAGGCCGCCACUCGCUUGGCCGCCUCCAUGACCAUCAGCACGCUCCUCCCGGGGGGCAACCCUCGCCGUCAGCUGCCGUGCCUGACCAAGAUGGAGCGGGUCGUGGUCGGCAUGCAAGACCCGGAUCUGGGCGUCCAGGUGCGGAAUCAGCGGCUGCUGCUCAGCAUCAUCCCGCACGCUGUAACCGGGACUGACAUUGUGGAGUGGCUCAUCCAGAAAUACAGCAUCUCAGAAGAAGAAUCCCUGCAUCUGGGCAACCUGCUUGUGAAGCAUGGCUACAUCUAUUCUCUGAAGGACCCUCACGCUCUGGUUCUGCGGGGGGAUGAGACUCCCUACAGGUUCCAGACCCCAUAUUUCUGGAUGAGCACCAAGUGGCUGGCCACUGACCUUGAUUACGCCAUCUAUUUGGCAAAGAGGAAUAUCUGCCAGCAGGGUGAACUUGGUGAGCCUGAGAAGGAGGAUUAUAACCAGCUGUGCAAGAGGAUCCAUCACAUUUGGGACUUCGUGGCGAUGCAGGCCCGGGAGCAGCUCUGCGCAGCUAAGCAGCGGAGGAAGGGGGACCGGAUUGUCAUUGAGUGCCAAGAACAGGCCUACUGGCUUGUCAACAGGCCCUCGGGUGGAGUCCUGAAUGUGAGAGGUCAGGGGCCAGAACUAAGGAGCCACUCUGUUACCCCUACACAGCUGAAGAACGUGGACUACUACAAACAGGAGAUCCGCUAUUGCUGCACUGCCAUGGGUAGGACGCGCAUCAAGUCUUCCCUUUGCCUGGAAGGAUACCUCAAGUUCAGCAAGCAGUAUUUGUCCCAUGACCCCAUCAUGUCUGGCUGCCUUCCGAGCAAUCCCUGGAUCACUGAUGACAUCACAUACUGGGCAAUGAAUGCUCCCAGGGUCACAGUCCCCACCAAGCUGCGGGUGGAGCGCUGGAGCUUCGGCUUCAGUGAGCUGAUGGGUGAUGUCUUGGGCCGAGAGCAGCUCCUGGAAUUCCUCCAGAAAGAGUUCAGUGCCGAGAACCUUCUGUUUUGGGAGGCUUGUGAAGAAUUACGCCAUGGGGAAGAGGCCCACAUUGCAGAUGCUGUGGACUCCAUUUAUCAGCAAUUUCUGGCACCCAGUGCCACCUGCUGGGUGAACCUGGACAGCAAGACUAUGGAGCACACCCUGAAGGGCAUCAAGACUCCACACCGCCAUGUAAUGGACGAUGCCCAGAUGCACAUUUACAUGCUGAUGAAAAAGGAUUCAUACCCCCGCUUUUUGAAGUCUGACCUUUACAAGAAGCUGCUUGCCGAGGCCCUUGUGCCUCCGGAGACCAAGAAGCGGGCAUUCCCAUUCAUGCGGAAGCAGCAGCGACACUCGAGCCUGAGUCCCGCCUGCCUGCCCCCUCCCAGUGCCCAUGAAGAGAAGAGCCAGGCUGUGCCCCAGGAGCAUGGCUAAGGGGAACCCUACCCCUUCCCCGAAGCAUUUUUCAUUCCUUAAAAGCUGCAGGACUCUUGCCCCCACCUCAGCGGG